Messenger RNA from Brassicogethes aeneus, 2207 nucleotides. The record is from the annotation of a GenBank genome assembly. NCBI's taxonomy places the organism in Eukaryota, Metazoa, Arthropoda, Insecta, Coleoptera, Nitidulidae.
UACUGUAUGUGCAAAAGAAAACCACUGGCGCCAUCUAUGCGUAAAACGUCUAACCUCAUUUGACAGCACUCGUCCUUGUUUACAAUUUUAUAAAUAUUUAAAUUAGAAGGUUAUGUUUACAAAUAGCAACAAUGUCUGUAAUAAAAUGAGUUAAAUAAACACUACCACUAUUUGCAUGGCAAAUAAACAAAGUGAAAAAUGCACAAGGAAUUUCGUAUCAUGAUAGAAUUGCAUCAGAAGUUAUGAAUUAGGUAUGGUUUUAUUAAAGAAAAUAUGGAAUUGGUUUUAACAAGGAAAAUACUCAUUGCUUUGAUUAUAUUGGCUGGCAUUUCUUUGUAUGUUUCUUUCAUAUUUAACUCCUGUCUGGUUACAAGCAUUACAAAGGCUUUACCUAAGUGGCGCUCACACCCUUUGGUGCUCAAAGAAAACCGUAUAUUCCACUACACGUCAGUAAGAGUGGUAUCACUGAUAGAAGGCAAUGAAACCGACAUAUCACCGAAAUAUAAACUCUUUAAAGAGCAGGGUCUGCAACCUUCGAGACAGCUACCCAGCGCCCUAAUCAUAGGAGUGAAAAAAGGCGGUACUAGAGCUUUAUUAGAAUUCAUACGCAUCCAUCCGGAUGUCAGAGCUGCCGGUAGUGAGGUGCAUUUCUUUGAUAAGAAUUACAUAAAAGGUUUUCAAUGGUACAGAAGCCACAUGCCCAGCACCUUAGAAGGUCAGUUGACUAUAGAAAAAACUCCGUCGUAUUUUAUCACCAAAGAGGCCCCGCACAGAGUGCAACUGAUGAACCCCUCCACAAAGUUGCUUGUUGUGGUGCGCGAUCCCGUCACCAGGGCGAUUUCGGAUUACACGCAGUCGAUAUCGAAAAAGCCGGAGAUGAAACCUUUUGAAUCGUUGGUGUUCGCGAACGGCUCCGUGGGGGCCCUGAUCGACACCUCCUGGGGGCCCGUGAAGCUGGGAAUCUACUCCAGGUACUUGGAGAAACUACUGGAAGCUUCUUGUGUAGGUGACAUUGAAGCGGUUGCGGCACUUUUAAGUCAAAAUACCGACAUAAACGGCAAAAACAUCGUGAACGGAUGGACUGCUUUGCAUUGGGCCUGUAAACGGAAUAACGAAGAAAUUGUGAGGAUUUUGCUAAAUAGCGGGGCAAAUAAAGAUACUGUUAAUAAUAAGGGUGAAAAACCGGUUGAUGUGACAACUUCGGAGAGUAUUGUUGGUUUACUGGGAGGCACUUUGAAUAAAUCGACUGGGAAUCAUUUUGACGAGGAAGUGGGUGUAAGAUUUUCUCCCAAUUACUUGAAAAAUGCUCCCCUCAAUGGGCAAGUUGAUAUAGGGAGGUUGAGAAGCAAGCAUACCGAUUUUUCUGCCAUGCAGACCACGGCUUUGCCAGCUGCACAAAAUGACGAUUUGGUGCUGCUACUGCGCCGCCAUGGCUCCACUGAUCCAGAUUUCAUUGAAAUCGAAAUUCCAAAGUGGAAACUUACGUACAACACGUUACUAAAAAUUUGCUGCGAAGAAUUGGAGGUUUUUGAGGGCCAGGUGGAAAGAAUCAGAAAACUCCCAAACACCCGGUUAAGAAAAGACACCGACGUUAAACGUCUCCUCAACGGGCAAGAACUGGAGAUCGUUUUGAAAACUCCAAACGACACAAUUUUGCACUCCACAUAAACUAAACUAAAGGCGCAACCAAAGAAAAAUACUUUUAAUUGAUUAAAAUGCGUAAUAAAAUAUUUAUUAUUAACAAGUAAACGAUUUUUAUUUCUGAACCUUCUUCUUUUUGGGGACCACCUUAACAGGACUCUUUUGUUUUUUCACCAUGUUGCCUUUUUUCGCCUUCUUUUGCUGCCGAGGUUUGUUGUCGUUCUCACUUUGAGGUAAUUUCCUUUUUUUAUUCUGCUUAUCGUCGACUGUUUUAUUAGCAUUCUCCUCCUGUACAACAAUUUCGUUCUUGUUUUCGAUAGCCUUCUUCUUCUUGUUCUUGAUCGUCGCAUCUUCUUUCUGCGUCUUCUUGAUGUCGGCCAAAAGAUCGUCAAUUGUUAUUUCGUCGGGGUUGCCUUUUUCAUCGUCAUUCUUGAUCACUUUAACGUUACCUUCCCUGGAUACAAUCACAUCAGCGUUGGUUACCGUGGAGAGUUCGCCCCUUACCCUUUUAGGAGUGUUAAUUUUGUUAGGUUUCAGUACUGGCACCUGUACUUCAUUUGGAUCUU